AUGUUGGCCCCAGUAAUCAUGCUUGGUCUUCUUAUUGCUGGAAUCCUGGCGUCGCCAGGACUUCCUCGCAGGCCCCCACCGUUCUUCGAUUCUGAUGCAUUUCAGCUGACCGACCCCACCGUGACGGAGCAAGUCGAUGAUACGGGCAAUCUCUAUGAGUUGGAGAGUGAAGAGAAUUAUCAAAUUUGGAUGGUUAUUUGA
Mesocestoides corti is the source of this 201-nucleotide messenger RNA. Lineage: Eukaryota; Metazoa; Platyhelminthes; Cestoda; Cyclophyllidea; Mesocestoididae. The record is from the annotation of a GenBank genome assembly.